Molecule: messenger RNA, 2487 nt
Organism: Thamnophis elegans (Western terrestrial garter snake)
Lineage: Eukaryota; Metazoa; Chordata; Lepidosauria; Squamata; Natricidae
Gene: RINT1
Product: RAD50 interactor 1
Exons: 10
Coding region: 84-1718 (544 amino acids)
Biological process (GO): endoplasmic reticulum to Golgi vesicle-mediated transport; regulation of ER to Golgi vesicle-mediated transport; retrograde vesicle-mediated transport, Golgi to endoplasmic reticulum
Cellular component (GO): Dsl1/NZR complex
Source: RefSeq, a predicted model, not a curated record
UGAAGAGACGCUGACUCAGCUGCACUGGCCGUUCAUUGGACCAGCUCAAACCAAAAAUUUGGGCCUGGCUUCUUCCUCCACGAAUGCCGCAGAAAUCUACAGUAACUUCGAGACCUUGUUUUUCUCAGCUCCUCAAACUGCAGCCCUCGGACGAACUAUUAACCAAACCGAAGCAGCUGCCGGAAAAGUACCUCCUUCCGCCAACUCCGCCUAUUAUAUUACCGAUGCAGAUCAUGUUGGCUCCCCUCCAGAAAAGAUUCAAAUACCAUUUCACGGGGAACCGGCAAACCAACGUCUUGACCAAGCCCGAGUGGUAUCUUACGCAAGUACUGAUGUGGAUUGGAAAUCACGUUUCGUUUCUGGAAGGCAAAGUUCAGCCCAUAUUGGAUAAAGCCGGAACUUCGGUGAACGCCAGGUUGGAGUUUUCCCGCGCUCUGGUGACGCUCAUCCUGGAGAAGCUGGACGCCGAGAUCCCUUGCAUGCUGUACGAUGACAACCUCUUCUGCCACCUGGUGGACGAGAUCCUCCUCUUCGAAAGAGAGCUGCACGGUGUUCACGGUUAUCUCGGCAGCCUCCCCAGCUGCAUGCACAUUUUGUCAGAAGAAACGUACUUUCAGAGGUGGUUAACUGUAGAGAGAAAAUUCGCUCUUCAGAAGAUGGACUCCAUGCUUUCGUCGGAAACUGCGUGGGUCUCCCAGUACAAAGACAUCACUGAUGUAGAUGAGAUGAAAGUUCCAGACUGCGCAGAAACGUUUAUGACUCUGCUUCUGGUGAUCACUGAUAGAUACAAGCACCUUCCUACAGCAGCCAGAAAACUGUGGUUCCUGGAAUUGCAGAAAGAGCUGGCGGACGACUUUCGAAUCCGGCUCACUCAAGUCAUGAAGGAAGAAACCAGAACGCCCCUGGCCUUCCGAUACUGCGCGAUCCUAAACGCGGUCAACUACAUCGCCACCGUACUAGCGGACUGGGCUGACAAUGUUUUUUUCUUACAGCUUCAGCAGGCUGCGCUGGAAUUGUCCGCCGAAAGCGACACGCUAAGCAAGCUGCAGUUGGGACAGCUGGCUUCGCUGGAGAGCUCCGUGUUCGACGAAAUGAUCCACCUCCUGGAACGGUUGAAGCACGAUAUGCUCACUCGCCAAGUCGGUCAUGUCUUCAAGGAGGUCAAAGAGGAGGCCAAGAUAUACAAAAGGGAAAGGUGGCUCUCCUUGCCUUCCCAGGCCGAACAAGCCGUGAUGUCCUUAUCGAGCAGCGCCUGCCCCUUGCUCCUGACCUUGAGGGACCGGCUCCUUCAGUUAGAGCAGCAGCUUUGUUACACCUUGUUCAAAAUCUUCUGGCAAAUGCUCGCGGAGCAAGUCGACUUGUUCAUCUAUCAGGAGGUCAUUCUAGCCAAUCACUUCAACGAAGGUGGAGCGGCCCAACUCCAGUUCGACAUGACCCGGAAUCUUUUCCCUCUGUUUUCCCAUUACUGCAAACGGCCGGAGAAUUAUUUCAAACACAUCAAAGAGGCUUGCAUUGUACUGAACCUAAACAUCGGAUCAGCCCUGCUGUUGAAGGACGUGCUCCAAUCAGACACCGAAACCAGAAGCGGAAUCGCCUUUGGUUCAAAACAACCCACUGCUGUGGCGGCGUUAAAUGAACUUGGAAUUUAUAAGUUGGCUCCAAAGGAUGUUGAGAUCCUCCUUAACUUGAGGACAAAUUGGCCUAACACUGGCAGAUAAUCAGGAUAAACAGAAUGGAGAGACACUAAUUAUUAUUAUUUAGAAAUUACCACUCGUUCUCACGUGAUGUUGAAUAUAUUGCCUUGGAAAGAAAAAAAAUGCAUUAAAAACACUGAAAAUUAGACAUACAUACAUACAUACAUCACCAUUUCAAAGUGGUACAGUGGCCUAGGUGGAGGUGGAGCUCUCACCAGAUUGUGAGUUCAAUCCUAGGUAGAGGCAGAUAUUUCUCUCUCUGGGCACACAGAGAAUAUAUCUGCUGAAACAAAACUCUACAUUGGCGACAAGAAGGGCAACUGGACAGUAAACACUCAGCUCCAUUCAGUUGCCCAGACUCCACCCCGCAAGGGAUUAUGGGGUCGUUAAAUGGUGAUGUUGAUAUAUAUAUAUCGCUGUUUCAAAGAAACAUUUGCAAUUUGAUGAAGUCUGGAUAAUAUACUGGCUGUAAUGUUUAGUUGUAACUUGCUGUCAGUGACUCCUGUCCUUUUCUCAAUUGACUGUGGUAAUCAAGGGAAAUUAUUUUCAAUGGAGAAAUUAUUCUAAUAUAUGCUCCAUAUUACAGAAAUGGCCAUCUUAAAGGAACACCCUGGGGUAUUUUUUUAAAACAAUUCUGAGACAGACCAGUUUUACUUUAUUGCCUCUUUUGAGACUGAGAUUAAUCUCGCUUAGGCUGGAUCAGGAUGUCCUCGAAACCUUUUGUGUUACCAAGAUUGUGAUGUUACACAAUAUUACAACGGGGGUAAAAACAGCAAAACCGUUCUUACCUUUU